CCAAAGUCUUUAUUCUACAAUGGCACCUAAAGUGAAGAGCCACGUAAAUGUCGUCGUCAUCGGACACGUCGACUCCGGCAAGUCCACCACCACCGGCCACUUGAUCUACAAGUGCGGAGGUAUCGACAAGCGUACCAUCGAGAAGUUCGAGAAGGAGGCUGCUGAACUCGGCAAGGGUUCCUUCAAGUACGCCUGGGUGCUCGACAAACUCAAGGCUGAGCGUGAGCGUGGUAUCACUAUCGACAUUGCUCUCUGGAAGUUCGAGACUGUCAAGUACUUUGUCACCGUCAUUGACGCCCCUGGUCACCGUGAUUUCAUCAAGAACAUGAUUACCGGUACCUCGCAGGCUGACUGCGCCAUUCUCAUUAUUGCCGCUGGUACUGGUGAGUUUGAGGCUGGUAUCUCCAAGGAUGGUCAGACCCGUGAGCACGCUUUGCUCGCCUACACGCUCGGUGUCAAGCAGCUCAUUGUUGCCAUCAACAAGAUGGACACUGCCAAGUACUCUGAGGCUCGUUUCCAGGAGAUUAUCAAGGAGACCUCCAACUUCGUCAAGAAGGUCGGCUACAACCCAGCCACCGUUGCCUUUGUCCCCAUUUCUGGCUGGCACGGAGACAACAUGAUUGAGAAGUCCCCCAACAUGUCUUGGUUCAAGGGAUGGGAGAAGACCGUCAAGGGUAACACCACCAAGGGAUUCACCCUCCUCGAGGCCAUUGACGCCAUUGAGACCCCUGUCCGUCCUUCCGACAAGCCUCUCCGUCUUCCUCUCCAGGAUGUCUACAAGAUCGGUGGUAUUGGAACUGUACCUGUCGGUCGUGUUGAGACUGGUGUCAUCAAGGCCGGUAUGGUUGUUACUUUCGCUCCUGCCAACGUCACCACUGAAGUGAAGUCUGUUGAGAUGCACCACGAGACCCUUGAGUCUGGCCAGCCCGGAGACAACGUUGGUUUCAACGUCAAGAACGUCUCCGUCAAGGAGAUUCGUCGUGGAAACGUCUGCGGUGACACCAAGCAGGACCCACCCAAGGGUGCUGCGUUCUUCAACGCUCAAGUCAUUGUCCUCAACCACCCUGGACAGAUUUCUGCCGGUUACGCACCAGUCCUUGACUGCCACACUGCACACAUUGCUUGCAAGUUUGCCGAGUUGCUUGAGAAGAUUGACCGUCGUACGGGUAAGUCGAUUGAAGACAAGCCCAAGUUUGUCAAGAGCGGAGAUGCUUGCAUUGCCAAGAUGCAGCCAUCGAAGCCUAUGUGUGUGGAGGCUUUCACUGAGUACCCACCUCUCGGUCGUUUCGCUGUUCGUGACAUGCGUCAGACUGUUGCCGUUGGUGUCAUCAAGUCGGUUGAGAAGACUGACGGUGCUGCCGGUAAGGUCACCAAGGCUGCACAGAAGGCUUCCAAGAAGUAAAGCGGGUGUAGGAGUUUCAUCUCCUGUAUUUGGUUUUUCCUUCAUGGUGGUUUCUUUCACAAAAAAAGAGCUUGCUUCCUUGCACGACAAUCUAGAGUCUCAGAGUCCAUAUGAUAUCAAGCGUUGCUUGUCUAUUGCGCUAUCCUUGCU
Protomyces lactucae-debilis is the source of this 1552-nucleotide messenger RNA. Its product is annotated as P-loop containing nucleoside triphosphate hydrolase protein. Gene Ontology annotation, biological process: translation; translational elongation. Gene Ontology annotation, molecular function: GTP binding; GTPase activity; translation elongation factor activity. Lineage: Eukaryota; Fungi; Ascomycota; Taphrinomycetes; Taphrinales; Protomycetaceae. The transcript is spliced from 2 exons. The record is from RefSeq and is a predicted model, not a curated record. The coding region runs from base 20 to 1402 and encodes 460 amino acids.